AUGCCACCUAUAGCGAAAAGCCACUUUCGGUUUUCUGACCAAGAGAUGGGAACGCUACCCUACGUUGCAGUUGAGAAUCAGAACAAUCCGAGCCGCCCAGGAAAGUCGUACGACAAAUUAGAUUUACUGAGGCUUACGUAGGUAAAGAGGCUGCGCUCAAUGGCGUCGAAGGCGUGCUUGAUGGGAUGCCCAAAGACGACAUGUUGGAGGACCAAUGUUUGUUUGAUGAUGAAUGAUCUUGAUAGCAAGUACAAGAAGAGCCAUGAUGGUAAAUCGAGGCCUGCGGUCAGGACGUUUUCGAUCAUCCAACGGAGGACGUAUCCUUCCAAACCGAAACGACCAUUUGGCGUAUGGUGGAAGUGCGUAUGGGAAGACGGUAGAAUGGUUGGCUGGUGGCUAGUCUAUCACUUUGACCUCGAAGCUGAAUGUGGUGAGGGUCAUGACUACGGAGACUCUGAUCGCAGCCUUCGUGAGAGGUUUUGGUCUGUUGAGAAGGGAUGUUCUGGCCGGUAGGGAUCUCUUUGGAACGGCGAUGGCUUAGGUUGGGUGAUCUACCAUCACAGAUUCGAUUAAUACAUAA
Guyanagaster necrorhizus is the source of this 580-nucleotide messenger RNA. RefSeq lists its product as uncharacterized. The coding region runs from base 160 to 513 and encodes 117 amino acids. NCBI's taxonomy places the organism in Eukaryota, Fungi, Basidiomycota, Agaricomycetes, Agaricales, Physalacriaceae. The transcript is spliced from 3 exons. The record is from RefSeq and is a predicted model, not a curated record.